AUGUCGUCUAUUCCCUUUAAAAGACUGCUGGUCUUACCGACCACUCUUUCAUACGCACUCAUCCAAUACAAACCCGAUGUUUUGUUAUCCUCACAGCCUAGUUACCUAGGAACAUUUGUGCAAUUAUGGCUGUUACAGUUCAUAGGCUUCGUAAUAUGGAGAGUACUAUUAUAUCCUUUCUAUUUCUCGCCACUGAGACAUUUACCUUCGCCAAAGGGUGGUAGUUGGUGGAAUGGCCAAUGGAAGAGAAUCUCGGGAGAGCCAACUGGCCAACCUAUGCUUGACUGGAUACAGGAAGUACCAAAUGACGGCAUUAUACGAUAUUUAGGGAUCUUCAAUUCAGAGCGAGUUAUGGUCACAAAUGCCAAAGCCCUCAGCGAAGUUCUUACCACUAGAAAUUACGAUUUCGUCAAACCUUCUACUCUUCGUCUCGGACUAGGGCGCCUCCUUGGUAUUGGAGUUCUAUUGGCAGAAGGGGACGAACACAAAGUACAGAGAAAGAACCUAAUGCCUGCAUUUGCAUUUAGACAUGUUAAGAACUUAUAUGCCGUCUUCUGGGAUAAAUCUUGUGAAGGAAUAAAAGCCAUGACCACAGAAGUCAAGGCCAAGGAACGCGGUGAUAUCCCCAACGAUACGAGUGGAGAAAAAGAUGGAAAAGUUGAAGAAAAUCUCAAUCAACCAGAAAAGGGUGUGGCGUUCAUGGAAGCCAUGCAGUGGGCAAGCAGGAUAACACUGGACAUAAUUGGAAUAGCUGGCCUGGGAAAAGACUUUGGAGCCAUUCAGGACCCCGAUACAUUACUCAAUCGGACGUACAGGACUGUGUUUAAGCCAACACGCUCUGCACAGAUCCUUGGAUUCCUCCAGCUUUUCUUACCUGGAUGGUUCGUGAAAAGAAUCCCUAUCAAGAGAAAUGGGGAAAUCGAGGAAGCUGCAGAAAUCAUCAGAUCGGUUUGUAGAGAUCUCAUUCAUGAGAAAAAAUUGAAGUUGGAAAAGAAGGAGCUGACCGAUGUGGAUAUCCUGAGUGUCGCGCUGGAGAGUGGCGGAUUUCCCGAUGAAAACCUCAUCGAUCAACUCAUGACUUUCCUAGCAGCCGGUCAUGAAACCACAGCGAGUGCCAUGUCUUGGGCAAUUUAUUUACUUUGCGCACACCCCAAAGUUCAAUCUCGUCUUCGGGAGGAGGUUCGCGCAAAACUACCUAGUCCGGAAUCCACUGCUACCGUCACAAAUCAAGAUAUCGAUUACAUGCCCUACCUAAACGCUGUCUGCAACGAAAUCCUCCGCUAUUUCCCGCCCGUUCCUCUCACUCUUCGCGAAGCCGCCGUCGAUACAAUCAUUUCCGGCCACCGAAUUCCCAAAGGCACACGUGUCAUGCUAAUUCCCUGGGCCACCAACAAAGACGAAAAGAUGUGGGGGCCCUCGGCACGAAAGUUUGACCCUGAUCGAUGGAUGCCCGAGAAUGGUGAGUCCCAUCACACGAGUGGAGGGAGCUCAAGUAAUUACGCAUUCCUUACCUUCUUACAUGGACCAAGAGGUUGUAUCGGACAAGCAUUUGCAAAGGCGGAGUUUGCCAUAUUAUUGGCCACGUGGAUUGGCAGGUUUGAGUUUGAGUUGAGGGAUGAGAAGUUGUUGGAUGAGAAGAAUUUGGAUAUUAAAGGGGGGGUAACGGCAAAACCGGCGAAGGGUUUGUAUGUGAAGGUUAAGGUUAUUGAUGGUUGGUAG
Molecule: messenger RNA, 1719 nt
Organism: Sclerotinia borealis F-4128
Lineage: Eukaryota; Fungi; Ascomycota; Leotiomycetes; Helotiales; Sclerotiniaceae
Source: the annotation of a GenBank genome assembly